Molecule: messenger RNA, 1377 nt
Organism: Zonotrichia albicollis (white-throated sparrow)
Lineage: Eukaryota; Metazoa; Chordata; Aves; Passeriformes; Passerellidae
Gene: RAB20
Product: RAB20, member RAS oncogene family
Molecular function (GO): GTP binding; GTPase activity
Source: RefSeq, a predicted model, not a curated record
CCUCGUCCCGCCGCUUCCGGGGCCCCGCCGGGCGGAGCGGGCCGGGCCGGGCAAGGGGGCGGCAGCGGCCGCCGGCAGGGAACCGAACCGGGCCGAGCCGCGAUGAAGAAGCCGGACGGGAAGGUGGUGCUGCUGGGGGACAUGAACGUGGGCAAGACCUCCCUGCUGCACCGCUACAUGGAGCGGCGCUUCCAGGAGACGGUCAGCACCGUCGGCGGCGCCUUCUACCUGAAGCAGUGGGGGCCGUACAACAUCUCCAUCUGGGACACCGCAGGACGGGAGCAGUUCCACGGCCUCGGGUCCAUGUACUGCAGAGGAGCAGCUGCUGUGAUCCUCACGUACGACGUGAACAGCCUCCAGAGCCUGACGGAGCUGGAAGAAAGAUUCUUGGCUCUGACAGACAGUGCAAGUGCUGACUGCAUUUUUGCUAUUGUUGGAAAUAAAGUUGACCUCAGCGAUGACUGUACUUCAGCACCGGAUGAAAACAGACCCAGGAAGUCUGGUGCCAGCUGUGGCUCCAAGGUGCGAAAACAAGUCCAUGCAGAAGACGCGAUCGCGCUCUAUAAAAAGAUACUGAAAUACAAAAUGCUAGAUGAGAAGGAUGUUCCAGCAGCUGAGAAAAUGUGUUUUGAGACCAGUGCAAAGACAGGAUACAAGGUGGACUACCUGUUUGAAACUGUGUUUGACAUGGUAGUCCCAAUAAUCGUACGGCAGAAAGCUGAGGGGCCACCGCAAACCGUAGACAUCACGGACUACAAGCCAGCCAAAAGGACAAAAUCAGGUUGUUGUGCCUGAACCAUCUAUGUGACGUGGAAAAGGGGAGGGAUUUUUCACUCCAGCAGAAUGAGGAAUAUGAACUGCUUGCAGUUGACCAGAAAGGAAAAGUCAAAGAAUAAGUAGAAUAAAACGGUGUGUUAAAAAAAAGAAAAAGAAAAGAAACAAUAAAUAUUCUGACCAUUAAAGGCUUCUGGGAAGCUCUGUGUAUAAAAAAAAUGGGAAUGCAGGUGAAAUUAUGGAGUAAGACUUGCCAGUUUCCAUGGGCUCUGAAGACAAGUGGUGUGUUAUUAGAAUGGGUAGUGACAAUCAUUUGGACAGAUUUGAAAGAUUCUGAUUUUUAGUGACUUGCCAUUUCUUGUUGCAUGUAAAUGAUCUGUUUGUGUACUCUUGAAAACUUUCAUAUGAUGAUCUUCUUUUCCCUUACAAUUAUAACUUUGGAAGACUGAAGACACAGUACUUUUUUAUUCUUAAGGAAAAAAAAGAAAAUCCAGGUAUAUUUAUAUUUGUAGCUAAUAAGUCAAUUGCAAUCUUUUUAUGUCAGACUUGAUAGCAUAUGAUUCAGAAGCUGAACUAUUAAAAUUACUGUGGAUAUGUACUGUU